Molecule: messenger RNA, 2341 nt
Organism: Nerophis lumbriciformis (worm pipefish)
Lineage: Eukaryota; Metazoa; Chordata; Actinopteri; Syngnathiformes; Syngnathidae
Gene: katnb1
Product: katanin p80 (WD repeat containing) subunit B 1
Biological process (GO): microtubule depolymerization; microtubule severing
Cellular component (GO): katanin complex
Molecular function (GO): microtubule binding
Source: RefSeq, a predicted model, not a curated record
GUGUGACGUCAGCGGAAGUGGUCAGUUGCUAAGCUGCGCGUCUUCAGCAGCCACAACUUUUUUUCAACAAGUCGUCAGCAGGCUUGCAGCAAGUGAACCUUGACCUCUGCGCUGCUCCACUGCACUUGCAGUUGAACAGGUGGACCAGGCUAAUUCCCGACGUUCCAGUGAGUUCCAGUCAUUAGUCUGAGCCGCUGGGACAUUCAUGGCUGUGGCCAGCGCCACGAAGAUCUCAUGGCGACUGCAGGAGUUUGAGGCUCACAGCAGUCGAGUCUCCUGUGUCUCUCUGGGGAAAAAUUCCGGUCGUCUGCUGGCCAGCGGUGGUGAAGACUGCAGAGUCAACAUCUGGUCUGUGAGCAAGGCCAACUGCAUCAUGAGUCUGAGCGGUCACAAGAAGCCAGUAGAAUGUCUUCACUUCAACUCGUCAGAGGAGCUGCUGGCCACCGGUUCUCAGUCCGGGUCUAUACGAGUGUGGGACCUGGAGGCCGCCAAAAUCUUGCGUACUCUGGCUGGACACAAAGCGAACAUCACCAGUUUGGGAUUUCAUCCUGUUGGGUACUUUUUGGCCUCCAGCUCCACGGACACAAAUAUCAAGCUAUGGGACAUGCGAAGGAACGGCCACCUCUACAGUUACAAGGGCCACACGCAGGCCGUCAGGAGUCUGGCUUUCAGCCCCGACGGGAAGUGGCUGGCGUCGGCGGGGGACGACCGCACCGUCAAGUUGUGGGACCUGAUGCAGGCCAAGACCAUCAGCGAGUUCAACGCGCACGACGCCCCUGUCACCGCCAUCCAGUUUCAUCCAAAUGAGUACCUCCUGGCGUCCGGCAGCGCCGACAGGUCCGUGAAGCUGUGGGACCUGGAGAAGUUUUCCAUGGUGGCCUCGUUAAAGGGCGAUACCAGUCCGGUCAGGUGUAUCCUCUUCAGUCCAGACGGAAGCUGCCUGUUUAGCGGCUCUACAGACUCUCUGCGUGUUUACGGCUGGGAGCCCGACCGCUGCUUGGACUCUGUGGCUGUGGGGUGGGGCCGAGUGUGUGACCUCGCCGUCUGCAACGAGCAGCUGAUCGGCGCGUCUCACCAGCUGAGCAGCGUGGCGUCCUACGUGGUGGACCUGAAGCGCGUCAAGACGACGCCCACGGUCCCAGGAGUCGUCCAGAACCAGCAGCCGUCGUCCGAGCCCAAGGGAGUGGCGCUACGCCGCAGCUACGAGCGACCCGUGACCGACUGCCGUGCUCAAGGGGUGAAGCGCAGCUCAGAUGCUGACAGGCGGAGUCCUGAAGGCGAGAGGCGGAGUCCUAGCGAGGACGAAGCGGACGAGAAAGUUUCUUCGGCUGAAAUCCACAAUGCGGAAGACUACAAGGAAAUCUUCCAGCCCAAGAACGCCAUCUCUCGAACUCCUCCCAAGAUGGCAGAGCCUUUCCCCGCGCCCCCAGAGGAUGAACUUUCGUCAUCGUUUGGACAACAUAUCCACAACUUGCCCGUUAUUCCCGACAAUCUGCAGGUGUCGCCGUUGUCCACGUCCACGCCCAUCCAGAGGGUGGAGCCAAUUGUGGUCACCUGCACCAAGAACCCCACCCCCUCGGGUCAGGUGUUCCCGGCCCCUGCCAGCAGCAUGCCGCCACCACCGCCGCCGCCUCUUCAGACGUCUGUCCAACCGCAUCCUACAAUCUUCCCCGUCAGCAGGAACGAGCCAAUCGGCCUCAAUGUGGCCGACUUCCUGCCUUCAUCGCAGGACAAGAGAGCGCCGGUUCUGAGCGACGACGAGGCGCUGAGUCAGAUCCGCAAAGGUCACGACACCAUGUGCGUGAUGCUCAGCAGCCGACACAAGAACCUGGACAGCGUGCGAGGCGUAUGGGCCCGCGAGGGCAUCAAGUGCGCUUUGGACGCUGCAGUUUCCAUGAAUGACCUGUGCAUCGUCGUGGAUGUCCUCAGCAUCGUCAACAUGCAGCCGGCGCUGUGGAAACUGGACGUGUGCAUGACGAGUCUUCCUCAGAUUGACAAACUCUUGCAGAGUAAAUACGAGAGCUACAUGCAGUGCGGCUGCACGUCGCUCAAGAUCAUCAUGAAAUAUUUCUGGCCGCUCAUCUCCGACACGCUCAGGGCGGCGCCAUCGGUGGGCGUGGACAUCACACGCGAGGAGCGACACCAUAAGUGCAGGAUGUGCUACAAGCAGCUGAAGAACGUCAACAACGUGGUGAAGAACAAGGCGUCUCAGGUCGGCCGCCAUGGUUGUGCCUUCAGGGAGUUGCAGCUGCUCUUGGCGCCGCUGGACGAUGCGCUUUGAAGGGAAAAAGAACUUUUAGGAGCUUUGCAUUCUUUCAAUAAAGUUAAAAAAACUUUUGCA